Molecule: messenger RNA, 3494 nt
Organism: Exophiala oligosperma
Lineage: Eukaryota; Fungi; Ascomycota; Eurotiomycetes; Chaetothyriales; Herpotrichiellaceae
Exons: 3
Coding region: 385-1794 (469 amino acids)
Source: RefSeq, a predicted model, not a curated record
GCCCAUUUUUAUUCUUGUCCCGUCCGUUUGAAGAAUCGACACCCAGAAUUUUAGCAUCUGUCAGAUGACGGGGCGUGCCUCAGCGUAGCAAUUCCAUUUGUUCCCGACCUCGAUCUCGACCGCGACCUUACCUGCGGGAGUGCUUCGCACAACGUUCGAUCGUCCCGUGUGGCGACAAGGACAUGGUCUGGGGAAUAAGAUCCGUAGGCGAACUGGAUAUUACGUCCGCCACUUUGAUUAUUUCGACAUUUUUCACCUGUUAAUCAUCCCAAGAUAGCGUAGUGUCAACAGCCAAACUUCGACCAUGACUACAAAUCCCUCGCUGGCAAAAAUCAACAUUCUCUUCUGUCAAUCAUCCCAAUACUGCUCGUACAUGCGGUCACGAUGAAGUUUGGUCAAGAUUUUGAGGCAGCGCUCUCGCGUGAGGAGUUUCCUCAAGAGUGGAUUAACUCUGCCAUUUCUUACAAAAAGCUGAAAAAGUGUAUCAAACGAGUCCAGGAAGAACUCGCCUCUCUCGGUCUCGAUAAAGAAACUCUUGACGCUUUGUGGCAGCAUGUCGGAUCUGGCGACACCGAGAUUGGAGGCUCGCUGGGUGAAAGGCUGAUGCAGUAUUCGGUCGAUGGGAGCGAGAAAGUCAGCUUUACACCAAGAUUGACCAUUGUCAUUGAUCCACGCGAUGGCUCCCCCAUGGAUGCUUGUUUGGCGCCGGACACUCGUCGAGUUUUGCAACGCCUCGCACGGAAUUCCAGAGCCUCAGUUUCGGGUCCAUCUCGACGGGAUGAUUCUUCCCCAGCUCAGCCAAGAGUGGCCGAUGGGUCAUUACAAGACAAUACAGCUCAAGAUCCCGCAUUUCAGAAUGCCGACGUGAUGUCUGAAGAAGAUGAACUACAACCUCAAACAAUUGAAAUACCCUUGACAUCAGACUCCGAGUUCUUUCAGAUCCUAAAGCGGGAAUUGGCUGAUCUCGACCGCUUGCAAGACUCGGAGCAGACUCAGCUACAGGAGGAAAUCCUCAAACUUGGUGCCCAACUACGCGACUUGAAAUCAGAAAAGACCAAACGCUCUAAGCAGGAAAUUGAGAUUUGGCGCAAGAUUUUCGAGCUCUACGCAGAAGCUGAAAUCUUCAUGUCGUCCCACGAAGCGGAUGCCGGUGCCAGAGAUGCUGAACGCGCGCAACUACAGUAUUCCAACUUUAACCAAAGUCUAAAAAAACAGCAGAAGGAAGUUCGAAGACUCGGGAAGGACGCCAGUGCCGCCUUGGAACGCUUCCUAGGCAUCAAUAGCAACUUGAUCCGACUGAUCAAAUUCCAGGAGAUCAACAAAACGGCACUCUCCAAGAUCAUGAAGAAAUUCGACAAGCGCACGGCACUGCACGCACGAUCAACCGUGUCGGAUACGCUGAUCAAGUCACCAUUCAUGGCACAAAACCUGGCCAAAGCCACUUGUUUCACCAUUUCGCAAGAAUUACUCAAUAUUAUCCCGCAACUGAACGACUAUUUGUGCCCGGUAUGCUUCAGCAUUUCUUACAAGCCGAUCCGGUUAAAGUGUGGUCACAUUUUCUGCAUAAGGUGUAUGGUCGUCAUGCAGAGAGAGGAAAAGGACCACUGUCCUCUUUGUAGACAACCAGUGGUCCUUGAAGCUUCAAGUGCUAACGUGGACCGAGAAUUACUCAAAUUCAUGAAGGCCAAUUUCAAGUCGGAAGUCAAGGCUAAACAAAGGGAUAACGAGAUCCAAGCUGGUAUCGAUCGAUGGGGAGCACAAUACGAGAAUUCCAAGAAGUGCAACGUCAUGUAAUCAAUUUUGUCGAGCGUACAGAAAAUCACCUAUCCUUAAUACUAUCUGAUGAGAACACCAACUUGGCCAGGGCUUCACCCAUUCAGGAUCAGGUCUCUGCGGCUUUCUCAUCUUUACCUUCGACGGCGUCAAUGGCAUCUUGAAGAAUGAUUUUGGUCAUUUUCAUGAAAGCCUGCAUUGCCUUCCAACGAUUCUCUGGAGGAGCUCCGCUCAUGAGCUUCAUGAGGUCCUUGGGAACAACCUGCCACGAUAUACCAUACUUGUCCUUCAACCAACCACAUUUCUGAGCAGUCUCGUCGCCCCCUUCGCUCAACUUAUUCCAGUAAUGAUCGAUCUCCUCCUGAUCGUCGCACAUGACCUGGAAGCUAAUUGCUUCGGUAAAGUGGAUUUCGGCAGGUUUGGAAUUCAAGGCCGUGAAACGUUGCCCGUUGAGGCUGAAUAGAACGAACAUGACGGAACCGGCCGGCUGCUUAUGGAUCUCUGUACCUGCCUCUGGGAAGCGAGUUGUUUCAUCGAUGGAGGAAUUUGGAAAGAUGGAAGUAUAGAACUUCGCCGCCUCUUCGGCUUGGUCCUCGAAGAAGAGACAAUUGACGAAGUUGCUGGAUUUGGAAAGUGCAGACAUGAUGUUUCAUGCCUCAGUCUUCUACUACUGAACAUCCCUGUUCACGUCAGGCAACAGCUGCGCCAAGGCCGGUAGGACCUCGUAUUCAUGCCACUACAAUAGUGCCGACUUGGAGGACAUUGAAAAUCAACCAGAAGAGAAUGACAAUGUAAUAGCCAUUAUGGAAGUGUUGUUGCUCUAUGUCCACCACAAUUGAUGUUAUUGGCCCCAAUGGCGGUUGCUGCCUGUGCCAAGCCAUACCCCUUCCACCACCCUUGUCAAAAUCGCUCAUCAUUUCUUCAACGCCGUCACUGUCGAGCCAUCUGGGGUGCCGACCUUGAGCGACAAACCGGCUCGUUUCUCCCAGCUCUUCAAGAGUUCAGUGUGGUCGGCCGUCGGCUCAAGUCCCUCUUGGGCUUCCUUGAAAUACUUGAGGAUCAAGUCGGGCAUAUCGGUAUCGAAGUUGACCUUUUCAAAUAGUUCCUUGGAGAUACCAAUAUCCUUCACAAGCAGAGCAAGUUGGUACCCGGUCGCGUAUUUCUUGGGCAGUGCAUCAGUUGCAUAGCUAUCUGAUGUGGAAAAGUUCCGGCCUGUUCCAACAUUGAGAACAUCAAUCAUCUGGACAGGGUCGAGGCCGUAUUUCUGUCCUGCCACCAGCGCAUCCGACAAGGCGAUGAUUGAUCCAGCACUGGUGUAAUUGUUCAAUGUCUUCAUGGCGUGACCAGCACCCAACUUACCCAUGUGGAAGACCCAUUUCGCCAUGGCCUGGAGAACGGGCAGGACUCUGUCAAAGGCCUCCUGAGUGUCUGAUCCCACCAUGAGCGUGGCCUCACCAAUAUCGGUGUCGUGGAGUCGUCUCUGCGUGACUGGUGCGUCGACCAGAACCAAGCCCAGAUCUGCCAGGUCCUUGCCGAGGCUCUGGGUGUCGUAUGGUGAAGACGACGAUGUGUCGACGAUAAUGCAUCCUAAACACAAGUAUUUAUAUCAAUAUAUAUUCUUUUAUGUCGUUGUCUGUUGUACGGUAUUAAACUUACCCUUUUUCAAACCCUUGGCGAUUCCAUUCUCUCCCAAUACCACUUCCCUCACGACUUUUCCUUGC